GCUGAGUACUAGGCUGAGUACUAGGCUGAGUACUAGGCUGAGUGGGCUGAGAUGCUGUUGCCAUGGCAUCGAGAGUAAUUCCGCGUGCUUCGCGGACGGUUGUUAAAGGUGCAUGUUGCGUCUGCCGAGGAGUUCCUUCUCAAUGGAGCUUACCCUCUCUCUCCACUGAUCGGGCUCUGACAGUAUCUAGGCCACGAUGGCCUGUAGCGAAUUCCGCACUGUAUUCCCGGAGUGCAAAGCUGUGCGUUUGGACUUCAACGAACCAUGCCAGACAGCAGGGUAAAGGCGCAGUCUUUUCUCUGCGAUCCGGCCUGGGAGGAGGAAUGCAAUCGAUCCCGCGGGUGCUUCCUCUUAGCAGCAGACCAAGGGGCUCGGCUGCAGUUGGCUGCUCUAGCAUUGCCACAAAGGCAGCGGCAAGGCCGGGGCUAGAAACGGCCGAAGAAGAGCAGGCCUCGGUAUCCGAGGCUGAAACUGAAGAUGGGACCGAAGCCAUCCCAGCUAGGGGUUCCGAAGGCGGCGACUUGAGCUUGCAGUGGAUCAGCCGCACCGACCUGUGCGGCCGACUGUCAGAGAGUGAUGUGGGAAAGAAAGUGAGAAUCUGUGGCUGGGUGGCCUCCCAGCGGACCCAUGGAGGGGUAGCUUUUGUUAACGUGCGUGAUCACACAGGCAUUCUGCAGGUCACGUCGGACCCUGUUAACAACCCCCUUCUUCAUUCUGUCGCCGAAAGGAUCAGGGCUGAGUAUGUUGUUGCUGUCGAUGGUACCUUGAGACUUAGGCCCAUAGACAUGAGGAAUCCGCGCAUGGAAACUGGUUCCCUUGAGGUUCUUGCCGAGGAUAUCCAGGUGAUCAAUCCGGUCCGAAAACCGCUGCCUUUCUCCAUUUCCAAGGGAGCUGAGGAGGCUGGCGAGCUCCCCAAGGAAGAACUGCGGCUGCAGUAUCGACAUCUGGACCUUCGGCGCCCUCAGAUGCAGAAUAAUCUACGGCUGCGCCACAAGGUCAUUAGAACGCUGCGGAGGUACCUUGAGGAUUCGCUUGGUUUCAUCGAGAUAGAAACGCCGUUGUUGACGCGGUCCACUCCCGAGGGAGCCAGAGAUUACCUUGUCCCAUCGAGAGUUCAGCCAGGUGGAUGGUAUGCUCUUCCUCAGAGUCCUCAACUGUUCAAGCAGAUGCUAAUGGUUGCUGGCUUUGACAAGUAUUACCAGAUUGCUCGGUGUUUUCGAGACGAAGACCUGCGAGCCGAUCGUCAGCCUGAGUUUACUCAGCUUGAUCUGGAACUCGCGUUCACCCCGCUGGAGGACAUGCUGAGCAUGACUGAAGGCGUAAUGCGCCACUUGUUUCGAGAGAUCAAGCAAGUAGACCUACCCGUCCCUUUUCCGCGACUAACUUAUUCAGAAGCUAUGGCCCGGUACGGGAGCGACAAACCCGACUUGCGUUUUGACAUGGAGCUGAAAGAUGUAUCUGAUUUGGUCGCCGAUUCCGGCUUCCGCGUUUUUUCGAGCGCCGUCGCGUCAGGGGGUGCUGUGAAGGCCAUGACGGUUAAGGGUGGGUCCGCAAAGAUCUCGAAUGUGAGGCUCAAGAAGGGGGAUGUGUUCCAAGAGGCAACAAAGGGAGGCGCUAAUGGCCUAGCUUUCUUGAGGGUCCUCGAAGGGGGUGAGGUGGAUGCCGUAGAUGCGAUCAAGUCCAAUCUGACGGCCGAAAGGCGGCAAGAACUCCUGCAGAGGUGCGAAGCGGACCCCGGGGACCUGAUUUUGCUAACUGCAGGCGAACGAGCGGUAGUCAACAAGUCAUUAGACCGUCUCAGGAAUCAUCUAGCCAAUGAGCUUGGACUUAUCGACAAGUCAAAGCAUGCAAUUUUGUGGGUGACCGAGUUUCCGUUAUUCGAGUGGGAUGAAGAUGAACAACGACUGAAGGCUGCGCAUCACCCGUUCACGGCACCAGUUGCUGAGGACAUGGGUAACCUCCGAAACGCACGAGCUCUCGCAUACGACAUGGUGUACAAUGGGGUGGAGAUUGGUGGAGGAAGUCUGCGCAUCUACAAGCGAGAGGUUCAAGAGAAGAUCUUUGAGGCCAUAGGCUUGUCCCGGCAACAAGCCGAGGAAAAGUUUGGGUACCUUAUGGAUGCAUUCGACCUCGGUGCGCCACCGCAUGGAGGCAUUGCAUUUGGGCUCGACCGGCUGGUGAUGCUUUUGGCAGCACAGCCAUCCAUCAGGGAUGUCAUUGCGUUCCCCAAAACUACACAAGCGCAGUGCGCAUUGACGAAGGCCCCUUCCUCUGUCAGCCCCGCACAGCUCAAAGAACUCAAUGUGGAGUCGUUGGUUAAAGAUGAGGAGCACAAUAAAGAUGAGCAGAAAAACAACACAUAGAAAGGUGCUGCAAGAAUUUUGUUCUGGAGUGCAUGGUGCGAUUCGCUCAGCUGUCUUGCCCCUUUUCAUUUCCCAGUUUGUUUUGUCGUCUUGUGAAGCUAAUCUGUGGUCAGGUAUGUGUGGGCGGUUGUGGGAUCACUACCUUUUCCCCUCCUCCUCCUCUUCUUUCUGCUGCUGCUGCUCCUGCUGUUUUCACUCUUCGUCCCUCCCCCAGUUCCAUCCCUAUAACCCACAGAGCCUGCUGGUGCUCCUGCUGUUUUCACUCUUUGGCCUCCCGCAGUUACCCCUAUAACCCCGAUGGAGCGCAGAGGCAUGUACCCGCAAUCCACCGCAGUAUCACUUUGUGUGCGCCCAUUCUAACCACUAUUUGUGUGCUAUUGUUGCCCCCCGGAAUAAAACUUAUGGUCAUGA
Chara braunii is the source of this 2774-nucleotide messenger RNA. The record is from the annotation of a GenBank genome assembly. NCBI's taxonomy places the organism in Eukaryota, Viridiplantae, Streptophyta, Charophyceae, Charales, Characeae.